This is a messenger RNA of Bradysia coprophila, 1514 nucleotides long. RefSeq lists its product as uncharacterized. Gene Ontology annotation, molecular function: RNA polymerase II cis-regulatory region sequence-specific DNA binding; DNA-binding transcription factor activity. NCBI's taxonomy places the organism in Eukaryota, Metazoa, Arthropoda, Insecta, Diptera, Sciaridae. Gene Ontology annotation, biological process: regulation of transcription by RNA polymerase II. The record is from RefSeq and is a predicted model, not a curated record.
UAAUGUCAGUUUUGCCGGUUAAAAUACGUGUUACUGAUGUCUUCAGGAGAGCAUCUAAUGUUGUUAUUGUGAAAUCAACUCGAUCGUUUACCUUACCAUAAAGCAUUAGUUAAUCAUUUGGUUGAAAUACGUGUAAGAACAAAGCUAUAAAAAAUGGUGAUCAACCCAAAGUACCGGAAAAUGAACAUUAAACCGUGUUUCGUACAAUUACAACAGAUUGAUACCGACCUGUUGAAUCGUGGAAUUUAUGGACGAAAUCAUGGAAAUCACGUACCAAUACUAUCGCACAAGUGCCCGAAGUGUAAUCGAAAGUUUCUUUUGGAGACAACCUUUAAAAAACAUUUAAAAAACCAUUCAAGCAAAUACAAGCGCUCAUCCGAAAAUUCUUCGUUGAAGGAGAACGUUUUUCCGUGUAAAUUGUGCGACAAAACAUUUAGACAAAGCAGUUCCUUGAGUGUACACCAAAGAAUACACGAAAAUGUCAGGCGAUAUUGCUGCAGUCAUUGUCCAGCAAAAUUUCGGACCAAUGGAACUCUGCAGUCCCAUACUAGACUUCAUACCGGAGAUCGACCUUACGCUUGUACCGAAUGCCCGGCUGCAUUUAUAACAUCAAGUCAAUUGAAGGUCCACAUCAGGGUGCACACGAAACACAAACCGUACGAAUGUUAUGUUUGUAAACGCACAUUUAGUCAAUGUGGUGGUCUCCGAAGUCAUUAUAGCCGGAUACACUUACGUACGAAGUAUGCAUGUCCAGUUUGCUAUAACGUGAAAUACGCCUCAAUGCCCACUCUAAGGCUGCACAUGUUAACCCACUAUGAAGUGAUUGGAAGCAAAGUCGAAAAACGGUCAUACGAAUGUUACGUCUGCCACAAGCCUUUGGCCCAACAGAGAGGCAUUCGAAAGCAUUUGCUAACUCACUAUUUGGAGGACAGCUCCAUUGAGUGUGAUAUUUGUCACAAGAAGUUUGCGCAAACAACUCAAUUAUUACAACACAUGCCGACGCACACCAAAGAAAAUGCAUUUCCAUGCUCGAUUUGCAAGAAAAUGUUUCGUUUCCGCAGCAAUUUGAUAAGACACCGACUUACCCAUACAAAGGAGAAGAAUUUCGUCUGUUUGGUUUGUACGGCCAGAUUUGCACGGUCGGACAGUUUGCAAAAUCACAUGAUAUGCCAUUCUGACCAAAGGGAUUAUAACUGUAGGAAAUGUGCUAAAUCCUAUAAGCGAUCGGUGGACCUACAAAAUCAUAUGUACACGCAUGAGAAAGAGACUCCAUUUCAAUGCUAUGUUUGCAAGAAGACUUUGGCCAAAUUGCAGUCGCUGCGACGCCACUUCAGAUGCCACACCGGUUACAUGCCAUACUCGUGCGAUGUGUGCGGAAAAAAAUAUAGGAACGGCUCAUCGUUCAAAUACCAUGUUGGAACCCACAUAAAAAACGUCCGUCGUCGUUGCUAAUUUAGCAAAGCAUAGAUGUAAUGCCAUGCCUUUUUUGGAACUUCAAUAAACGUACGGAAUUU